Macrobrachium nipponense is the source of this 1914-nucleotide messenger RNA. RefSeq names its product dipeptidase 1-like. The transcript is spliced from 11 exons. The coding region runs from base 377 to 1657 and encodes 426 amino acids. Gene Ontology annotation, molecular function: metallodipeptidase activity. Gene Ontology annotation, biological process: proteolysis. NCBI's taxonomy places the organism in Eukaryota, Metazoa, Arthropoda, Malacostraca, Decapoda, Palaemonidae. The record is from RefSeq and is a predicted model, not a curated record.
CCGCCGGAGGCACAGGUACAGUCAUCUUGCGUCCCGGAGGCCAAACCGCGUGCUCGUAUUUCUCCUCCGAGCUGGAGAAUUUUCUGUAAUGUCGAAAGUGAGUUUAUGAGGCACACGUUCUGAGAGCAUGCACUGGGCUGCAAGCACUCGGUUUUAUAUAGUUCGUCAAUGCUACUGAGAGAGAGAGAGAGAGAAAUUGUAAUCCCUCGUCUUUUGCAAACUUGUUAUACAACAUAAAUAAGUACUGUAUUCGAAGGCCCGAUCUCAGCCCCGCGUCGAUCCUCGACGGAUUUUAGUAACAAAUAAGAGGUCUGGUUCCUGAACGACUGACUGUUCGCAUUAUUGGGAAAAAAAACCACACUAGGAAGGAUAAGGGAUGCCCACACCCGUACCAGGAGCAAGAUCACUCUGGAUCGAAAUGCUGUUGGUCUUCCUUGUGGGUCACGCGCCCUGCUCAGCCAGCCCCUUACCUGUGCGAGUUUCCCCAAACGCGCCCUUCCAGGAGAGGUUGGAGGCAGCCCAUAAUCUCCUUCAAGAGUCGCCUCUCAUCGAUGGACACAACGACCUCCCGUGGAACCUUCGCAUGUUCCUCCACAACAAGCUGCAUUCCUUCAACCUCUCCGCUGACCUCACCGAGGAGAAGCCUUGGCGGAAGUCUCCCUUUUCCCACACCGAUCUGCCCAGGCUGAGGAGAGGGCACGUGGCAGCUCAGUUUUGGUCGGUAUACGUUCCUUGCGAAACGCAGUACCUGAACACUGUUCAACUACUGAUGGAACAAGUGGACGUCAUCAAGAGGAUGAUUGCUGCAAGUCCUCAGGAGACGACUUUGGUCACCUCUCCGGAAGGUAUCGAAACCGAAUUCAAGAGAGGCAGAGUAUCCAGCCUACUGGGCGUAGAGGGAGGUCACAGCCUUGCAAGCAGCAUGGGCGUAGUUAGAGCCCUCUACGAUUUGGGCGUGCGAUAUAUUACACUCACGCAUAAAUGCCAUACUCCGUGGGCAGAGUGUUCCGAAAGCGGCAGCUCGGAGGCGAACGCCAAAGGCUUGACUCCCUUCGGUCAGGAGAUCAUCCAGGAGCUGAACCGACUGGGGAUCAUGAUAGACCUGUCGCACUCGUCCUCACAGACGGUCUCGGACGUCCUGAGCUCCUCGAAGGCCCCAGUGAUAUUCUCUCACUCGGCCUCGAGAGCUCUCUGCGACAUCGAGCGCAACGUCCCUGACGAUAUUCUCAGUGAAAUGACAGCAAACGGUGGCCUUGUCAUGGUGAGUUUUUACAACGACUUCUUAACGUGUUCGCCGACGGCCACCAUCAAAGAUGUUGUCGACCACAUCAACCAUAUCCGACUGAAGGCUGGAGUUGAUCACGUGGGACUAGGAGCUGGAUACGACGGUAUAAACAGGACUCCGGCGGGGCUAGAGGACGUCUCCAAGUACCCGGAACUUUUCGCAGAACUCCUGAAGGAUCCUUCCUGGACCAUUAAAGAUCUGAAGAAACUGGCAGGACUUAAUUUACUUCGAGUCUUCUCAAGAGUCCAAGAGAUUCGGAACAUGCUGGAGGACGAGACGCCCUCGGAGGAGAUCAUCCCCAUCCACGAUAUCGACGCCAAGUGGCCCUGCAGGUACAAGUUCGCCAGUCUCGAGGACGCCCCUCGAACCUGACGGGUUUCGUGAGGGCCAGGCCGACGAAUCACAGGACACUUUACUUACUUCUGGAGAUUCGUUCAAUUCAUCGAAUGUUCAUACUUGGAUUCUUUCCGAUCUGCUUUCGUGGCUACUGAAGUGAACAUCUCAAAGGAAUUUGAGUUCAGUACAACUGGAAUUGGAAUUUAGAAUUUAGGCCAAAGGCCAAGUACUGGGGCCUAUGAGGGCAUUCUGCGCUGAAAGGGAAGUCGACAGUAAGAAGGUUUGAAAGGUGU